AUGGAAGAGAAGAGUGUUGAAACGAAUCAACAAUUUGAAAUGGAAACCGAUGAUGCCGUCGAUGAACCAGCAAAAAUCGCUUUAAUUUCCAGUGAAGGCAGUCGCUACGAAGUUGCUAAAGAUUUAUUACUACAGUUCAGUGAUUAUUUUCAAGCCCUGACAAUCAGUGGAAUGAGAGAUGCAAACUUUAAAGAACUUACGUUGGAGUGUCUUUCCGAUGCAAGUCUACGUGAAGUAAACAACUUUUUGUUGAAUUUACAAAGCAACGAGGAUCAUUUUGGUGCCAGGGACUUGUGCUGUGUGGAAAAAGGUUUGGAGGGCUCAUUCUACCUCCAAAUUCGAAGCAUGACAGAUAAAUAUCUCAAUUAUUUAUCUGGACAAUUGAAUGAAUCAACUUACGAACGCAUUUUGCAUUUCGCAAAGAAGUUCGCCAUGUUUGGAACAAUCGAAAAAGUUUUUGCGUUCAUUUUUGACAAUUUUAGGUGUAUUGUUUCAAAAUCCGAAAUACUAUCACUGUCACCAGAUGAAAUGAUACGCUUGGUUGAAUCGGAUGUUGUAAAUGUUGACCGUGAAUUUGAUAUUUUUGAUUUGGUUGUAAGAUGGACUUCAGCUGACGAAUCAAGAAGGCAAUACGCAGAACUACUGUUCAGUAAGGUGAGGUACAAUUUGAUGGCAGUAGACGAAAAAAGGAAGGCCAGUGACCUACUUAUUGAUUUAAAACUAAAAGUUCAGACAGAAUGCUAUGGUUUUUGUACAAUUGGCACGAUAAUUGCUUUUGGAGAGCCCACUUUCAAGAUAAUUCACCAGUGCCAUGCUAUCGAACUUCCUGCCGGCCCAUUAUGCAUAUACCGUAUCGCGACAAGUCGUUUACCAGGAUGGGAUCCUUGCACCACCUAUUACGCACAGGUUUACUCCCUUAGACUUUCCCUUGAAAGAGUAAAGCAACAAGGCAGCGGAGAUAAAAUAAAUAAACAGGAUAGUGAAAUGUUUGAUUGUACAACUGAGCAGUGGACAUUCUUAUUGAGUAUUAAAGUGCCUUUCAACAAUCCUCCUUCUACCGUUCUCAUCAACAGCUCCCUAUAUAGUUUUCAUUUUGAUUACAAUAGCUAUACUUCACAAAAUCAUUUGUCUAUUCAAACAAUCAAUUUGAAAAAGUAUCUAAAUGAUAACAAAUCCUCAUCAAAUACACUGUCUGACCUAGCCACGUAUGAAAAACUCAAGACUAAUGAUACUGAUGACGAAGGUAUUAAUAGGAAAUGCGUCUGUCCAGUCUUGAUGCAUCCGAUAUUUUCUUACGACACGGACACGAUGUUGGUGCAUUACUAUGGCUCUGAAUUUGUUAAGUGUCCAGUGACGAUUGCGCCAUUGCACGUAGGCCAGAAUAAAUAA
Molecule: messenger RNA, 1389 nt
Organism: Helobdella robusta
Lineage: Eukaryota; Metazoa; Annelida; Clitellata; Rhynchobdellida; Glossiphoniidae
Exons: 5
Coding region: 1-1389 (462 amino acids)
Source: RefSeq, a predicted model, not a curated record